GCCCCAGGCGCAUGCGCGCGGCCGCCGCCGGCCAGAGGUGCUGACAUGGUGUCCGUGGCGACACCGGCCGAGCUCCUGCGGCCGCUGCUCCGCCUCUGCGCCCUCUCCUUCCUCCUGCAGUCAUGCUGGCUGCUGGACUCGGCGCACGGUCUCCUCGAAGGCCUCUACUGCGGCACCGUGUCCUGCUACGAUGUGCUGGGCGUACCCAGGGAGGCCGGCAAGGGCGACAUCGCCCGCGCCUACCGGCAGCUGGCCCGGCGCUACCACCCCGACCGCUACCGGCCGAGCGAGGCCCAGGAGGAACCCGAGGCCAAGUUCCUGCUGGUCGCCACCGCCUACGAGACACUGAAGGAUGAUGAAGCCAGGAAGGAUUAUGAUUACAUGCUUGAUCACCCUGAUGAAUUCUACAGACACUACUAUCAUUAUUACAAGAGAAGGCUGGCACCCAAAGUGGAUGUCAGGAUAGUUAUAAUAGUCACAGUCUGUGCUAUUUCACUCUUUCAGUACUACAGCUGGUGGAGCAGUUACACAGAAGCCAUUAAUUAUCUCACCACGGUGCCAAAGUAUAGAAUCCAGGCAGCAGAAAUUGCUAAGCAGCAAGGUCUACUUAAUAAAACUAAAGAGAAAGGAAAAAACAGACGCACUAAAGAAGAAAUCAAAGAGGAGGAGGAGGAAAUCUUAAAAAACAUUAUCAAAAACAACAUUGAUAUUAAAGGAGGUUAUCAAAAGCCAAGGUUAUAUGAUAUACUUCUGUUCCAAAUUGUUUUGGUUCCUUAUCACAUAUGUAGGUACAUUAUCUGGUACUGUAGGUGGAUCUAUCGCUUUCACAUUCUCAGAGAAGAAUAUGGAGAAGAAGAGAAGUUGUACGUUAUCCGAAGAAACAUGAGUAUGUCACAAGGCCAGUUUGAUAGUCUUGAAGAUCAUCAAAAAGAGACGUUUCUUGAGAGGAAACUGUGGUUAAAAGAGAACUUUGAAGUUUAUAAGCUGGAACAAGAGGAAGAACUUAAAAAGAAAGUAGCCUCUGAUCCACGAUGGAAACGAUAUCGUCGGUGGAUGAAAACUGAAGGCCCAGGGAGGUUAACCUUCAUAGACGACUAAAUACCUCCAUCUUCCCUCGCUAUUUAUAGUGUACUUUUCUACAAAAAAAGUUUAUUUUGAUAACAGUAUUGAAUAUCUUUAAUCUAAUAGCUCAGGAUUCAGUUUAUGCAAUGGAAUUGCAGUCCUAAUACAACUUGGGCUCUUUCAAAAAAGGGGUUUGUUCUGAAAUAUUAGUGGGAAUGUGCACUGAUAUUUAAUGAAGAGACUCAAUACAUUAUUACUGCUCAGAUUAUAUUUUUAAACUGGUAGAGGAAUGAGCAGUUUUUUUACAAAAAAAAUACUGGUUUCUUAUUUACAUAGAUAUAUUAAUAUAUAGGCAAGAUGAAAAUUGUCAAGACUUAGUUAUGUCAUUCAUUGAUCCUUGGACAUUGUAGAAUUUGUAUUUAUAAAUUAAACAUGUCUUGAAAUUGAAAAAAAUCUAUGUGAGAUUUAAACAUUUAAUGGUUAAUUAGCUUUCUAGAUGGAAUUUUACAUGAUGUUUCUGACUGAGGCAGACAUCUUGGGGUGCCUGCAAGUUAGAAUUAAGAUUGUAUAUUAAAUUUUCAGCUGCUCAAUUGCAUGCACUUGGCUUGUAAACAGAUGCUGGAUACAGUUUAUAUUAAUUGUAUUUAUUGCUUAUAUUCCUGUUAUUUUCACAUUUGAAUGCAAUCGUUUUUGUGUUAUUAGUUUGCAAAAUCAACAGAUCAUACUGUUUUUGAACAUUUAAUUUGACAAGAGUUUGCUGCAUUUGAUAGAGUAACAUGAGUUAUCUUAGCUUGGGAACAAGCUUGAUACGAUUUACAAAUCGAUUAAAUAAUAGUUUCCUCUGAAUUAGAUAUUUUUAGAAGGCAAUUGCUAUUGUUUGAUAUACAGCUAUUAAAAUUACUGUUUUGCUAUGUACUUAAUGUCUCUUCCUACCUGUUGGAGUAUUUUGAAGUACAUCUUCAUUUGGCUUUUGAUGUGCAUCAUACUCUGAAACUUUAAUACAUUUAGCAACAUUUCAGUUUGAAUGAAUAUCAUAAUUGUGCUCUGGUAUGAAGCUGCAAAAAUUUUCACUGUAAAUAUAUAGAUUGCCCCAUUCACAGCUGACCUAUUUUCUUCAUAAAGAUAGAGCUUGGUUCUUGCUGUGCUGUGUCUAUCUAAUACCUCUGAAUGCAGUCUUGUUGUAAUGGAUCAGGAAAAGUUAGUCACAGACUAGUUUUCUAGAAAAUGUUACAUUAUGUGAAUAUUCUUAAAUAAUGCAAUCGGUGGAUUAUUUCAAUGUAUUGCAACUAGAUAUUUGGUUUAGGAUUUUCCCUUGAUGUACCCAUUGGUAUUACACUGCAUUAAAAUAGAUUUUCAGUUACAGAAUGCAACUUGGAAUAUCUAUUCUAAACCCAAUAACAUGGCAAAACAUGAGAUUUUUCAUUUCUUUAUUUUCAGUCAUUACAGAUUUGGCAAACAAUGUCAAAAUCUUACACUGUAUUUUUAAUUAAUUUAAUAUACAAAAAAUUAAAAGCUUGAUUUUUUUUUGCAGUUUUGUAGAUAAUUAAUCCUACCUUUUUCUAUUCCAAAGCUUUAUUUGGAAUAAAAUUUGCAUUCAAAUAAUAUAAAGAAUGAUUCAUGUCAAUAUGUCACCCAGUGCUCAAUCUGUUUAUAUGUAAUUGCAAUUUUAUUCUUUAUAAAUGUAUCUACCCUUUAAGUGGCUAAUAGUGCUUGCAACGUAUUAGUAACAUCACUACUGAAAACUGACAGGCUUCUCGUUUACCAAUUAUGUUGAAAAUAUUUUAUCAAUGUGGGAAGCUGUGUUAUGUUGGCCACAUGCAUUUUUGUUUUGCUGGCAAAUGUUAACUACUAAAAACUUUUCUUUCAAAAACUGCCUCAAGAAUAAGUUUAUAUUAUAGACAUAAUACAUUGCAUGGAUUGUUUUUUAAUGUCCCAACAAUUGUUUCAUACGUGAAGAUAAUUUGAGUGAUUGCCUACCUCAAGUCUGAGAUUUGAUAAUAAAACCUCACAUUGAUGUAAUGCUUUUAAUCAAAUUGAUUGCCCUGUUACAAAACUGGAUACCAAAUCACCAAGAGAUGGCCAAAGUGUUAGUCAUAGGGGCUGCUUCCAGAUCCUAUGAAAAUGGGAAUACUGGACUUCACUGAAUAUCUUUUGUUUAAAGAAAUAAUUGGUAACUUUAAUGCUGCAGUGUGUUUUGGAUGAAAAAAAUAAAGUUCAGUACUCAGUCUUUGUAGCUUUCUCAAUUGGGGUUUAGUAUUGUAUAUUGCUAAAGACUAGAGGAGCACGUCAAAUGAGCAACCAACUUUGAAUGCCAGGCCACUAUUUAUCUUUCAAACCAUUAUCUGGUCACUGUCGCAUUGCUGCUUAUGGAAACCUGCUGUAAACACAUCAUCUGCAACUGCACUGCCAAAAUAUUUUCUAAAGCAUUUUGUGAUCUGAGGCAAGCACUACAAUAAUUCAAGAUCAUACUAACCACACUGCAAGGCAUCAAUGCCUUGGGCUGAGGAGGAAAACAAAACCAAUAAGAAUAGGAUAUCCAAGUCUGUUGAGGCUGCAAACCAUACACUGUUUGGGAAAACCUUCAAGAAGUGCCAUUGCUUUAUUGUUCAUGAUGGCAUUGCUUUGCUUAUCUGUUUUUAUGAUGCAAGCACGUGUUUACAUUGCUAAUCAGGUUUUGGAUGUUCGGCUAAGAAUGAGUUUAAAUUUGGAUCAAUCUCUUCCCCCUUUCAAAAUAUUUCCUGAAUGUAAUUAACUUUUUCUCCACUUUAUACUCAUUUUUAAUUACCAAAUUACUGCCAAAAUGUAUUAUAUAAAACAAUGAAGUAGGAAAAUGUCAUGAUUGAUAUUUGUUAAAAUAUUAAAUGACCACACUAUCCAAAGUUAUUUUUUCUGGUGACUAAUAAAGAACUUUGAACUUAGAGUACACUA
This is a messenger RNA of Amblyraja radiata (thorny skate), 3990 nucleotides long. It is a transcript of the gene dnajc25, whose product is annotated as DnaJ (Hsp40) homolog, subfamily C, member 25. NCBI's taxonomy places the organism in Eukaryota, Metazoa, Chordata, Chondrichthyes, Rajiformes, Rajidae. The coding region runs from base 46 to 1098 and encodes 350 amino acids. Gene Ontology annotation, cellular component: endoplasmic reticulum membrane. The record is from RefSeq and is a predicted model, not a curated record. The transcript has 4 exons. Gene Ontology annotation, biological process: protein folding.